Molecule: messenger RNA, 1377 nt
Organism: Pseudophryne corroboree (corroboree frog)
Lineage: Eukaryota; Metazoa; Chordata; Amphibia; Anura; Myobatrachidae
Exons: 4
Coding region: 1-1377 (458 amino acids)
Source: RefSeq, a predicted model, not a curated record
AUGGCACUGGAUCAGCUGUUGGCAGCAGAAGGGGGCACGUGUGCAGUAGUAGGACAAGAAUGUUGUACUUAUAUUGAAGUUCACAGAGCUGAAAUAGGUGCUCAUCUGAGCAAGGUGGGAGAGUUGCAGCAGGAAAUGAGAAGGUUAGGAGUCAUAUAUUUUACCAUCAAGUGUGGACCAGUAGUCUGUGUACAAUGUGGUAAAGGAUUUAAAAGGUUGAAAGUGCACCAUGAAAUGACCAUUGUGGUGGUAGAUGAUGAGGUUCCACUAGAACAGGUGACUCGGGGAACUAGUCAGGGGCAGCAGGAAAGACAGGUGGUAUAUGUUGACAUGAGCAAGUCUUAUGAAAGUUUACAACUCCAGGAAGCUGAGCCCAUAUACCAGGCUUUAGAGGAGGAUCAGGCAGAAAUGGCUAGUGAGCAGUAUCGUCAAUUCUGGGCAGGCUUCAUAGAAAUUUAUCAUGAGAAUGAGUGCCUGUGGAGAGUGAAGAGCGCGGACUAUUCCAACAGGAACAAGAAGAAUCGGGCAUUUCAACAGUUGAUCGAGUACAGUAGAGGCCAAAACAGUUCUGCGGACAUUGGUUGGGUGAAGAAGAAGAUUUCUAAUUUCCGAACAGUCUUCAUAAAGGAGCACAAGAGGGUGGAAGAGUCACAGCGAUCCGGAGCCGGGACAGAUGAGGUCUAUAAGCCGACGCUGUGGUACUAUGACCUCUUCAAGUUCACGUUGGAGCAGGAGCCGCGGACAAGGUCACUGGGAAGCCUGGAUCCAGAAUCUCCAAUCCUCCUGGAAGAGGAGGCCCAGGAGAGUCUGGAUCUGGAUCUUACCCAGGAGCUGGAGGUGGAGCAGUUGACUCCGGAAUCUGCAGAGGUGGUCGAGUCUGAGGAAUCUGCAGCACCUCAGCCACGUCCUCCCACACGACGGAGGACAUCCAGGAGAGUCACCUCUGCCGCCUCCAGCUCACAGCAUUUUUUUGCACAUGCUGAGGAGGUUCUGAAUAGGUCCCCGGAUUAUGAACAAACCUUUGCCAAUUUCAUUGCGGCGGAGAUGAGGCAGAUGACUGAGGAUCAAAAGAGGAUCCACAAGCGCCUGGUACUUGAUGCUACCACACGCGCCAUCGACCGGACACUGGUUGAUGAGUGUGAGAUAGUGCAACCUGCCAGGCGCCAUCUCCAAAAUGUUCCCCCAUCCACCUUUCCACAUCACCAUCCCAUGCAGUAUGCACCGGGAAACCCUCCUCAUCAGAUGUCUUAUUUUCCGACGGGACCCACACAGCCCAGCCCCUCCCCUCAGCCUAGCACAUCGUCCAGUGGCAUGUACUCCGACAUGCCACCUUCACAGGCAUCGGUCCUGAGCGACCCUCGUUUUUUUGAUUUAUAA